CUGCCGCCGACGGUCGGCGUCGCCACCGUUGCUCUACAGCCCCGGUGAUACUUCGAUAACGCCAUCAUGUCCGCCGUUCGAUUUCUGGACGUCGAGGCCGACCGCCGUCGCGACGUUACUGUCGGGCCAUUUUUUCGAUACGCGAAAAUGCGAUGACGCCGCGAACAAACUUCUGGUGAAAUACGGGAAAAUGGUCAGGAUGGCCAGCAUGGAGGAACACGAGAGGAAAAUCGUGGUGGAGUUCGUUCAUCUAUUGGAGAAGUCGAAGCAGUUGUUCAAUGGGUUAAGGGAUUUACCGCAGUAUGGCCACAAACAAUGGCAGGCAUAUUUCGGGAGAACUUUCGACAUUUACACCAAAUUGUGGAAAUUCCAGCAGCAGCACCGGCAAAUUUUAGAUACCAAAUAUGGUUUGAAGAGAUGGCAAAUUGGGGAGAUCGCUUCUAAGAUUGGCCAGCUUUAUUAUCAUUAUUAUUUAAGAACUAGCGAAACAAAUUAUUUGAAUGAAGCAUACUCGUUCUACGCAGCCAUUCGUGGAAGGGCGUAUUACUCUCGAGCUGCAAAAGAAGACAGGUCUGAAUUAAUGGUAAAAAAGCUACGAUACUAUGCCCGAUUUAUAGUGGUGUGCCUCCUGCUUAGACGAAUGAAACUAGUUAGAGAAUUAAUAGUAGAAUUAGACCGACAUAUCGCCGAUUACACCAGUACCUAUGAACCGGACGAUCAGAUUGAGUGGAGCCUCGUUCUGGAUGAGAUCAAAGGUUUCAUCGCUUCCGAUUCUUUGGUUACGGUUUUACAUGCAGAUACAAAUCCUAUAGUAUUAUCACACAGGUUAAGCCCUCUCACAACACCGCCCGUAGAAAAAUCCCAAUACAUGAAUCUCACUUUACAAGAGAUUCUAAUCGUUGGUAGCGCCUCAGAACAAGUAAAGUUUUCAGAGCUCACUAUGGAUAUGUUCAGAAUGAUCCAGACUUUAGAGAGGGAGCCCCAGGAGGACUUUAAUCAUAUAUACGACGCAUCUCCUGCCCCUGGGAGAGUACCAUAUGGAGUACCCGGACAAAAAGGUUAUGUGGAAAAUGGAGAUCGUCUCUCCCGAAGAGAAAACCCUCACAAAUAUUUGCUCUACAAACCUACGCUAAGUCAGGUCUUGGUUUUUCUUGCGAGUGGCUUUAAAGAACUUCCAACCAACGGUGCUUUGUUGCUGUAUUUAUCUUCUGAUGGUUGUUUUUCGACCUCGAAACAUCCCGAAGAUAUGGGAUAUGACCUUGGCGGGGUGGCGACGAGUAGUAAACGUGACGGUGACCAUAAAAAAACUAAAGAAGUGCACUGCCUUUACCCUGGUGAUCUUUACCCGUUCACGCGGCGCCCUUUAUUUGUGAUAGUGGAUUCUGACAAUAGUUUCGUUUUUCAACACAUUCCUAGGUAUUUUGGACAACCUUUAGUUACCCUUAUGUCUCCGCAGGAUACUCCACCGGCUUUUCAAGAUCAACAACACAACGGUUCUCUAUUUACCCUGUUCUUGCACUCGCCAUUGACAGCUUUCUGCUAUUGUUGCAAUAUAUCCAGCAUAGCGAUUCACCACUGGGAGAGAUGCCAGUCUUUUGUUGACCGAUUCGUUACGGAAGCAUCCAGGUUAUUUACUAGGGCCAGAGUAGAUAUCUCAUAUCUUCAAUUCUUCGGAGACGACUUUUUGCGACUACUGUUGCUUCGUUACGUUUUUUGUGACGUGGUGCUGCACCUGCACCGUGCCUUCCGGGGCAGACAGUACCGCCCCCGAUGUCAGCCGGCGCUUCCCGAGGCGGAACUUCUGGAACAUCCAUCCCUCCAGCAUUUGGUGCUCGAUUUGGCGACCCAUUUAGAAGUCAAGACGCAUUUUUUGGAAGGGCACGAGCUCGAAUGAUCCAGGUCUUCCUCCUCAUGGAUAACUUUGGGACUUCGCGGCUUAUCCUGGUCGUCACCAUCCCCGAGCUCCCAUGAGGACGAAGGGGAUUCACCCCGCGUGAACUUCACUUCCACCACCACCACCACCACAAUCACCAAAUCAUCCACGGUGAUGCCAUUCGGUUUGUUUUUCGCUACCGUAGUGUUUCUUUUCGCGAUCGCGCGCAUGUUUAUUAGUGACUUUGCUACCAGGAUCGCGCGAAAACUCUUUAACGAGUUUAGCGGGACCGGUCCAGAAGUUUUCGAUUUUAUGACGCAGAGCGUGUGGACGUUAAAUUUAAAUGCAUGCUCGAAUAGCGACUUGUCAGCGCUGGACAAUGUGGUUAUUGUUUAAUAAAAAAAAUAACAAAAGAGCUUCUCAUAUUUGACUUUUAAAUAAUUUUUAAAUACCGUGAUAACACUUAAAUUAAACUUACUUGUAAUGUGUAUAAUUAUUACGUAAGAGGUUAUGUGCAUUUAUAAAAUUCAUAGUUAAAAACUGAAUUGGUUGACGUAUUGAACGAUGGCUCAACAUAUCACAUUUUUAAUUUAAAAAUUGAUGAACAAUAUUGGAUUAACCCUUAACUGAUAUGGUGACAUUUUGGGACACAAACUACGUUGUGGGGCAUCACUCUUUUAUAUUUUUUGUUAUUUAAGGCUAAAAAGGGCUUUCCAAUAAAAAAAACUAAGUUCUCCUCCAUUUCGUCCACAAGAUGAGGGAAUAAGAGGCUAAAGAUGAAUAGUGUGUGUUCUGGGAGUCCCUGGGACUCCAUUACGUCUGUUAAGGGUUAAAACCUAAAAAUAUGACAACAGUAGAGUCGGGCUGAAUCCUCGAAGCUCAUAGCUGAUCCGAGUUGUUACCAAAUGGUACAAAAAGUAUUGGCGAUGUUAAAGUUUCACAUAAAAUGUUAAUUAUUUAAAAAAAAAAUCCACGUAAUAUCUAAUAAAUGCACAUUACCUUGGCAAUUAGCUCAAACUGAGCACAGCGUCUUUCACAAAAAUCCGUUCACUUAUAAGGUCAUUUAAAUGCGUUUUUUAAAUGACACAAAAACUAUAAUAUAAAUUUAAUACAAGUUAAGGUUGCGCAAUUCAAGGUAAAUAAAUAUUAUAUUGCAUUUAUUAUACAAGCAUGAAUUAAUUAAAUUAUUUUAAACGAGAUAAAUUAUUUAACUCUGUAUAUUUCCGGCAUCUCUUGUAAGCAAGUGUUAAUUGAAUCAUUAUUAUUUUAAAUUUUUUGAGAAAUAGAAACUAAAAUUUAAAAAAAAUUAAAACGUUCUUUAAAUAA
This is a messenger RNA of Anthonomus grandis grandis, 3199 nucleotides long. Its product is annotated as protein SCAI. Gene Ontology annotation, cellular component: nucleus. The record is from RefSeq and is a predicted model, not a curated record. Lineage: Eukaryota; Metazoa; Arthropoda; Insecta; Coleoptera; Curculionidae. The transcript is spliced from 10 exons. Gene Ontology annotation, biological process: DNA-templated transcription. The coding region runs from base 191 to 1894 and encodes 567 amino acids. Gene Ontology annotation, molecular function: transcription corepressor activity.